UUAAUAAAAGCAUUUUAAGGCGAUGUCAAGUGACGAAUAAAUCUCAAUUAAUACUAUUCAGUCAUUGGCACGUAAUAUUGAAAUAAUUGUGUAUUGAAACAUUUUACCGGAAAAAAAUACGUCGCUUCCAAGAUAUGAAAUUAGGAGGAAUAUUUCCUGUGAGCAAACUGGUUGACCAAGAUACUCUAAAGAAAGUUAAAUAAGCAUAAUAAACGAUUUACUCACCAGCAAAAGUUUCAUUUGUCAUCAGCUGAAUAGUACAGAAAAAAGAAGACCCUUGUAAUUAGUAAAUACAAUGCAAAUAUCUGCCAACUCAUGUAAGAUUUCAUUCAUAAAUUUGUGGCAGAAGUAGUGGACCGUUUUGCCGGCAACUGGUAAUAGCAAUUGCGCUAUGAAACACGAUUUUAAAAGACUUUAGUGUUUCAUAAAUGUAAAGUAAUGAAGCAUUAGAUUAAAACAUUUUCACAUUCAAUCAAUUUGAGAAGAAAUUUAUGCUCGUUUAUGACGGAAAAACUGUAUGUCAGCGACAUGUGUAGUGAAGCGUCUUCUCUACAGCAGUAUUUACAGCCACAUUUACUGACGCAUAGGAACAAGAAAUCUUAUACUUGCGAUACAUGUUCUAUGGCCUUUUCUGAAACGAGCACUCUAAAGAAGCAUUUAGUAACGCAUACGGGAGUGAAACCAUAUCGCUGCGAGAUAUGCAAUUUGGCUUUUUUUCUAAAAGGAACUUUAACGAAACAUUUACUAAUCCAUACGGGAGAGAAACCAUAUGUCUGUAAUAUUUGCAAUAACGCAUUUUCUGGGAAGAGCAACUUAAAGAGACAUUUAGUGACACAUACGAAAGAGAAACCAUAUCCUUGCGAGAUUUGCAAUAAAGCAUUUGCUCUGAGGGGAAAUUUAAAGAAACAUUUACGAACACAUACGGGUGAGAAACCAUAUGCCUGUAGUAUUUGCAAUAAAGCGUUUUUACGGAAUGUUCAUUUAGAGACACAUUUACUAACACAUACGAAAGAGCCACCGUAUCCUUGCGAGAUUUGCAAUAAAGCCUUUUCUCUGAAAGAAUGUUUACAGAAACAUUUACUAACACAUGCGGGAGAAAAACCAUAUAUCUGUAACAUUUGCAAUAAAGGGUUUUCUCUGAGAGAAUCUUUAAAGAAACAUUUACUAAUGCAUACGGGAGAGAAACCAUAUGUCUGUGAUAUUUGCAAUAAGGCGUUUUCUGAGAAGAGCAACUUAAAGAGACAUUUACUGAUACAUACGAAAGAGAAACCAUAUCCCUGCGAUAUAUGCAAUAUGGCGUUUUCUCGAAAGACCAAGUUAAACAGACAUUUACGGACACAUACAGGCGAGAAACCAUAUGCCUGUAGUAUUUGCAAUAGCGCGUUUUCUCAGAAGGAUACUUUGAAGAUACAUUUACUAACACAUACGGGAGAGAAACCAUAUGUUUGUGAGUUAUGCAAUAACGCGUUUUCUCGAAAGGGCAUGUUAAAGAGACAUUUACUGACACAUACGAAAGAGAAACCAUAUGUCUGUAACAUUUGCAGUAAAUCGUUUUAUGAGAGAGGAUGUUUAAAGAAACAUUUACUAAUUCAUACGGGAGAGAAACCGUAUGUGUGUAGUAUUUGCAAUAAAGCCUUCUCUCAGAAGAUUCAUUUAGAGACACAUUUAAUAACACAUACGGGAGAGAAACCUUAUGUUUGUGAUAUCUGCAAUAACGCGUUUUCUCGAAAGGACGUUUUAAAGAGACAUUUACUGACACAUACGAAAGAGAAACCAUAUGUCUGUAACAUUUGCAAUAAAGCGUUUUAUGAGAGAGGAUGUUUAAAGAAACAUUUACGAACACAUACGGGUGAGAAACCAUAUGCCUGUAGUAUUUGCAAUAAAGCCUUUUCUCAGAAGGUUAAUUUAGAGACACAUUUACUAACACAUACGGGAGAGAAACCGUAUGCAUGCGAUUUAUGCAAUAAAGCGUAUACUCGAAAGCACGAUUUAAAGAAACAUUUACUGAUACAUACAAAAGAGAAACCGUAUCCUUGUCAGAUUUGAAGCUGUCUUCUCAUGGAGGAAAUUUAAAGAAACAUUUACCAAUACAUGCUGGAGAGAAACAGUAUGUUUGUAAUUUAUGUAAUAACGCGUUUUCCCAAAAGGGCAACUUAAAGAGGCAUGCUUGUGAUUUAUGAAAUAACGCAUAUUCGCGAGAGGAAAGUUUAAAGAAACAUUUAUUGACUCAUACGAAGGAAAAUCCUUUUGUUCGUGAUGAGUUUUAUACGGCGUUUUCUGAUCGAAUCAAUUCAAACAGACAUGUUCUGCCACAUACGAACGAGAAAUUGCAUGCCUGCGAUAACUGUUACAUGGUAUUUUCUGAUCAGUUAACUUUAAAGAGGAAUUUACUACAAAAUAGUAGAAACAACAAACAGACUUUAAAUCGAUCCCGGUGUUCUGUUUAUUAGAGAUUUUUCUCACGCAUGUAGAAAGUAUAAUUUUUUGAAAUCUGUAAAUAUCUUGGACUGAUUUUUUUUUUAUUUACGUCGAAGAAGAAACUCGUGCCGGAACCUGAACAGUAACGAGUUUUUUGAGCAGUGGAAUUAAAAAAAAAUUACUGAAAACUCAAGAAAAAAAUCAUGUUUCUAAGAUUUAUGUAAUAGAUAAUGAGUUUAGCAUGUGUACGCCUGCGAAAUGCUUAUUAAAACAUUUUCUUAAAAACCUGUUUAAGAAAACAUUUUUCGAUAGAUAGGAAAGAGAAGCCAUAAAAAUGUGACUUGUAUUAAAGCAUUUUCUGCGAAAAGAAAAGAAGUUGCAUGGGAAGAGAAAUCGUAACAUUUUUCCCCUCUCUCUUUUGAAGAACGAUUUGAAGAGUGCAUUUUACUGCAAUUCUGUAAGAAGUUAGGUAUUUGUAAAUUCAUUAGUAAGAUAAUGACUUUCUUAUUCAUGACAUUUCCGUUCUGGUCAUAAAACUGUCGUUUUAAAUGUUAUCUAGAAAAGUGAGAUUUGGCGAAAUUUGACCUUUUGUAUGGAAAGUAUUUUGUAUUCCAUUAAUUUUUGGAUAUUUAAUGACUUUUAAUAUAAUCUGAAUAAUUUCCAUAGUGUGUUUUACAGGAGAUGAACUUUAUUUUCAAU
Molecule: messenger RNA, 3117 nt
Organism: Argiope bruennichi
Lineage: Eukaryota; Metazoa; Arthropoda; Arachnida; Araneae; Araneidae
Product: zinc finger protein 84-like
Exons: 2
Coding region: 502-2046 (514 amino acids)
Biological process (GO): regulation of transcription by RNA polymerase II
Molecular function (GO): DNA-binding transcription factor activity; RNA polymerase II cis-regulatory region sequence-specific DNA binding
Source: RefSeq, a predicted model, not a curated record